GUAUAUAUUGCGGCUGGGUGUGCCGGCGGGGUGCUUCUUUCACGAGUGCUCGAAACCUGCAGAGUUUAGGGAAGCUCCAUCGCCAGCUUCGUCUGAACCUCUUAUUUCACCUCAUUGUAAUACACGUACUGCGACUUACCGCGAACAAUCAAAAUGCGUGAGUGCAUCUCCAUCCACGUUGGACAGGCUGGUGUUCAGAUUGGCAAUGCGUGUUGGGAGCUCUACUGCCUUGAGCAUGGUAUUCAGCCCGAUGGACAGAUGCCAUCUGACAAAACCAUCGGCGGGGGGGAUGACAGUUUCAACACCUUUUUCAGCGAGACUGGCGCUGGCAAACACGUUCCCAGGGCGGUGUUCAUUGAUUUAGAGCCAACAGUUGUGGACGAGGUUCGAACCGGGACAUACCGCCAACUCUUCCAUCCGGAGCAGUUAAUCACUGGGAAAGAGGAUGCAGCCAACAACUAUGCACGUGGCCACUACACCAUCGGCAAGGAGAUCGUCGAUCUGGUGCUGGACCGCAUCCGGAAACUGGCCGACCAAUGCACCGGACUACAGGGAUUCCUGAUCUUCCAUUCGUUCGGAGGAGGCACGGGAUCCGGAUUCACUUCUCUUCUCAUGGAACGGCUCUCCGUCGAUUAUGGAAAGAAAUCGAAGCUGGAAUUCGCAAUCUACCCAGCACCCCAGGUUUCCACCGCCGUCGUCGAGCCGUACAACUCGAUCCUGACAACCCAUACAACCCUCGAGCACUCCGAUUGCGCCUUCAUGGUCGACAACGAGGCCAUUUAUGAUAUCUGCCGCCGAAAUCUGGACAUUGAGAGGCCAACAUACACAAACCUAAACAGACUCAUCGGCCAGAUUGUAUCCUCCAUCACCGCCUCCCUAAGAUUCGACGGUGCUCUAAACGUCGACCUUACUGAGUUCCAGACCAACUUGGUGCCCUACCCUCGUAUCCACUUCCCACUGGUCACUUACGCACCCGUCAUCUCUGCAGAGAAGGCGUACCACGAGCAGCUGUCUGUCGGAGAAAUCACCAACGCUUGUUUCGAGCCAGCUAACCAGAUGGUCAAGUGUGACCCCCGUCAUGGCAAAUACAUGGCUUGCUGCAUGCUGUACAGAGGUGACGUAGUUCCAAAAGACGUCAAUGCCGCCAUCGCCACCAUUAAGACCAAACGAUCAAUUCAGUUCGUCGACUGGUGUCCCACCGGUUUCAAGGUCGGCAUUAACUACCAGCCCCCAACCGUCGUUCCCGGUGGUGACUUGGCCAAGGUGCAACGUGCCGUCUGCAUGUUGUCCAACACCACGGCCAUCGCCGAGGCAUGGGCUCGUCUUGACCACAAGUUCGAUCUGAUGUACGCCAAGCGCGCUUUUGUCCACUGGUACGUCGGCGAGGGUAUGGAGGAGGGUGAAUUCUCAGAGGCUCGUGAGGAUCUUGCAGCCCUUGAGAAGGACUACGAAGAGGUCGGCAUGGACUCCGCCGAGGGAGAGGGCGAAGGAGCAGAAGAAUUCUAAACCCGCAGCUAAUUCUUGAGAAUUUACCAAAAGUUGAGCGCUGCAUCUGUAUCACAGGCUUUAUUCUGCACGAUAAAAAUCUCGUUUCUAACGUCUUACGACGAAACUCAAGCUAUCUUUUCUAACUCGUGUAACGCUGAAAAACAUUGAUGGAAAUAAAACCAAUUCUAACCCAA
Messenger RNA from Neodiprion fabricii, 1682 nucleotides. RefSeq names its product tubulin alpha-1 chain-like. NCBI's taxonomy places the organism in Eukaryota, Metazoa, Arthropoda, Insecta, Hymenoptera, Diprionidae. Gene Ontology annotation, molecular function: GTP binding; structural constituent of cytoskeleton. The record is from RefSeq and is a predicted model, not a curated record. Gene Ontology annotation, biological process: microtubule cytoskeleton organization; mitotic cell cycle. The transcript is spliced from 3 exons. Gene Ontology annotation, cellular component: microtubule; cytoplasm. The coding region runs from base 154 to 1506 and encodes 450 amino acids.